CACAACACAGAAAGUUUUUGCUUAUAAACUUUGCGAAAAUUAAUUUGAGUUUGGUGCAAGAUGAAAGUGUUUGAUGAUUUUAAUUUUAGCGUGGAUAAAUAUACCAAGGAAUUGACAAGAGAAUGUGUGGGCGGUAGCGAUUUGCAGCAGCGCAAGAAGGAGAUUGAGUCUUACAAUGAGCAAACAUCAGCAACGCUUAAGCAAACAUGCAAAAAGAAUUAUAUGCAGUUUAUACAAACUGCCAAAGAGAUAUCACAUCUCGAGUCGGAAAUGUACCAGCUGUCGCAUAUACUCAUCGAGCAGCGCAACAUACUGGCUACAAUGAGCGAUGGCAAGACAAGCAACAAUCUAAAGGCGGACAGUGUAGAGGCGGAGAAUACGGCGGCUGAGGAUUUGGAAAAUAGUCAUGCCACGCGUGCUGUUAAGGAAAUGGUGCAGGGCUUCAAUGGCAAUCUAGAGGGCAAAACAUUUCUAAAUGAGGGCGCACUCAUUGAACUCGAUGGCAAUGACUAUCGUCCCAUACAGCGUGUCUUUUUCUUUCUCUUCAACGAUGUGCUUAUUGUAUGCAAAGUCAAGCAUGAUAAGCGCCUGGAGUUUCUAAACGAAUACGAUCCCAAAAAGAUAGGUGUUAUUAAUAUAAAGGAUCUGGAUGGCGUUAAAAAUGCCAUUAAUAUUAUAACACCAGAUGGCUCCAAGAUAUAUCAAAGCAUAACAGCGGCAGGAAAAAGUGAAUGGAUUGAGAAGCUAGAGGAAGCUUUUCGCUUUGAUCAACAAAAGAAACCGAAAAAGGGACAAGCACCGCAGCCACCAAAUCGUAACAAAUCGCAGCAACAGUCCCAAUCAAAGAACUCUACACCCGAAAAGCAAGUAUUACCAAGUCCUAGUGAGUCUGAGCCCAAGUCGCUAGAGGAUGAAACGCCAGAGUGGCUUAGCACGGCCAGUGAGGAAAUUCAAACGUUGGUGGCGCAACGGCACUUUGAAGAUGCACAAACACUUAUAAAGCGCACACUAGAAUUUCUGCGACUUGCUGAGCACAAAAAGAAGCUGCCACAAGCGGACAGCAUUGAGAGCAAAGUAAAGCAGCAGGAACAAAAGUUGACCAACGUACUGCUGCAGGAGCUGUCCAACAGUCACAAUCGCAAUUUGCAAAUAGCGUUGCGGGCGGCGCGACGACCGCUGAGCAUACUUGUUGAAAUGGGUCGCUCACGUCAAGCGAGCGCCACGCUGCUAAAAGUCUGUACAGUUAGCUUACGUGUGGCACAGCGCGAGGCACGACGCAACAAUGCUGAAAUCUCCGAGCUUUUCUUCUGCGACCUAACACAGGUGGCGUGUGAUUAUCUCAGUGCCUUUGAGCAGCAGCCGGCGUGCGUGGCUGCGCUUGUUGUUUGGUGCAACGCGGAGCUGCAAUACUUUGCAAGCCAGCUAAUCAAGCAUUAUCUAACCAAAGGUACAUCGCUGGAGGCCAUGGCCAAGUGCGUGGAGCGAGUGCGCAAGCCGGCUACAAAGCUUACAGAAAUUGGUCUUGAUAUAAGCUAUCAUCUGGAGGGAUUGCUGCGCACGACGCUUGAAUCAUUAAUUGAAGAGUCCAAGCAGCGGCUGCUGGAUGCCGUGGGCCGCACAGAAGAAAGCUGGCAGCCUUACAACCUACAAACUAAAUCAAAUUUAAAGCGCUUGCUGCUUGAGCUCGAUACUCUAGGCAUUGAUAUGCGUGCUCAGACCACGGGCGACACUUGGCUAAACUUAACUCAAUCCACGCUGGUCUUUGUGCGUCAUUAUCUACAACUCACCGAAUAUUGUGGCUACCUGGCCAAGGGCGAAACGCUGUUGCAGAGCCUGGAGCAGCUGCUGCGUGAUCUCUUUAUAGCGCAACAUGCACUCAAGCCGCCCAGCGAUUUGGCUGUGGAUCCUAACUUUGUGGUAAAGAACAAAAUAUUCUUGGUGGACAAUCUGCUGCCCAUUGCUAUUGACAAGUUUCGUCAGAUUUCGGGACGUCAAUGUGAUUUACUGCGUGAGCUGCACACGAAGCUUGCGCGUCAGCAAGGUGCUCCAGUUCCUCGACAGCGUAGCGUCUAUACAACGGAUGUGUUUUGAGAGCUUUAACUUUGAUUACAUAUAUAAUUUUUUAUUUUUCGUUUUUGCUUCAAUUAUUUAUAAUAUAAUUAUAUACAUAUAUAACCACAAUAAUAAUAAUAUUUGUAAAAUUAAAAAUCGAAGCGUGUGCUGCACUCUAUUAUACUCCUUUUCUUAUUUGUUUCUUUAUGCUGGGCGCAAUCUGUGCCCACAUUCUAUAUAAUAUACAUAUAUAUUUAUAUAUAUACUUUUCUUCUUUUUUAUUACUAGAUAAACUAACGUUUAAACAAGUUGUGUUUUGUUUGUUUGUUGUUUUAGCUGCACAAAACGUAGGAUUUUACAGUUAUAUGAUUUUGACAAAAAUGUAAAUUAUUGAUAAAAAGCAAAAGCUGGCUGCUUAUGCGCCCCACCUAAAAAAUUGUAUAUGGGGGCACUUGCUUUCAAUUUUGUUGUCCGAUGUGUAUGUGUGCUUGUGUAUAAUUCAUAAGGUAAAAUUCUUAACUAAACAGCUUACUUAUAAUAUUCAUUUAUAUAUAUAUAUAUAUUUAUAUAUGUAUAUUUACUUUUCUUCUGCAUGCAAUUGUGUUUAGUGUGCGAAGUGUGUAUGUGUGUGUGUGUGUGAGAAGUUAGGGCAAAGGAUUCCGAAAGGGGCUGGUCAUCAAUAAAAAAACGAAUUAACAAAUUCAAAACUUACAAAUUUUGUUCUGUAUUUGUAAUUUAAAGUUUCUUUUGUUUUUUGCUUGUGUAUAUAUUUUUUUUUACAAAAACCUUCGCUGCCGACUUAUAAACACACAUAGACAAACUAAAAAGCAAUCUACAUAUCUGACAUUUUGUGUACUCAACUCUGUUAAUCAUAAUCUCAACGCUCCUGCAAUGACUAAAUCUGUGCUGGGCUUCAAAAUGGCCCGGCACUUAACUCUUUUUGAUGAGCGUAGUAGGUAACGCCGACUGUUAUUACAAUUUUUCUUUAAUUAGUUUUCAUUUCUGUUGCACUCGCUUAGCAUUUAUAAUUAUUGUUUAUUCUGUUUUAGGUUGCUUGGUGUUUCUGUUUAGUUUUUAUCUACUUUGCAAUUUGUGUUCAACUUUUUAUUGGACUUAGCUUAAGCUUAGUAGCUACAAGUAUGCUUAAAUAUUUAGCUUUUACU
This is a messenger RNA of Drosophila busckii, 3215 nucleotides long. It is a transcript of the gene Exo84, whose product is annotated as exocyst complex component 8. The record is from RefSeq and is a predicted model, not a curated record. The transcript is spliced from 5 exons. Gene Ontology annotation, biological process: intracellular protein localization; exocytosis; Golgi to plasma membrane transport. Gene Ontology annotation, cellular component: exocyst. Bases 61 to 2091 code for a protein of 676 amino acids. Lineage: Eukaryota; Metazoa; Arthropoda; Insecta; Diptera; Drosophilidae.